AUGAGUAAACGAAAUGCUGAGGAGGCUUUCUCGGUGCAGAACCAUCAUGCUCCAAAUCAACUGCACCAUGAUGAUGAUGAAGAUAUAUAUACCCAUCAUCAAGAGGGAACGGCAGCAACAAUGAUGGAACACAAGAGUGGAGAAUCCGAACAUGAUCGUUUCAUUCCGUCCAGUAAAAGGGUGAAAGAAAAUAAUACAUGUUUGGUUGCUCAUACAACCAAUGCUGAUAAUUGUAGUAGCAGCAACGCGAUGAAUGAUGAGGAUACGGCUGUAGAUACUAUGUUUUCGAAAAUAUCUCAGUCGAUUGAUCAGUACGAAUUGGUGCUACGAAAAAUUCGAGUAUCACAGUCGGGCGUUGGCAAUAUCUUGUAUAGAGAUUUGAAACGACUCGGACAAGGUGCCAUAUCUAAACUUAGGGAGGAUUUGGAACGUUCUCAUGGCAAGUUGGUUCAAUUAUUGAAUGAACAAACACAAUCGUCGAAAAAGAAUGAAACAGAAAUGAACCAAUCCGAUGUGAAUUAUAUUGACAAAAAUUUGAAUCAAGUUCUCCCACCCGAUUUGUUGAGCUACAUCUUUUCAUUUUCAUUGUUUUUUGACUUUAUUCGAAUUUCUCACACAUGUAAGCUCUGGAGAAAUAUUUGCCUCACCAAAGCUGAAGCUCUCACAGCCUUUGACAUUUCAGACGAUGUUUCUUUUAUUAAUGGAUUAUUUUUAUUCAACAGAUUUAUCGAAUGGAGAAUUGAGAAUAUUCGUCAUGUUAGCAUUUAUGUGGAUGUGUUUGCCAAGUGUGGCCACAAGUUCAAUGCCGUGCGUAAAAUAGACGCUUUCAUUCAACACUCAAACAUGGCUGGUUAUCCAAAUAUUGAAAGAGUCAAAAAACUGUAUACACGUCAGUUCACGUUCUUUGGCAAUAUCACGCUCCCAGGACUCGAGUUUUUACAAUUUAAAAGCUUUAAAGAUGCCAUUAUCGACUUUUUCCACUUAUCCAUGUUCGGCCUGGCUCUCGUUGAUACACUUCUGCCCAUGUUAGAUUUCACCAAGAUUGAUCGAAUUCAACUCAUUUCGAACUUUAGAUUACUUGCCUCGUUCAUUCGAUUUCAGCAAGAUACAGAUCCAUCCAAAGCUGGAAGUAGAGAAAAAAUCAAAACUUUCCUGACAAAUAUUAAUGAUCAUGUCAAGUAUUUAAUUUUAACUGCCAAAGACGAUGACGAGUAUGAAGAGGAAGAAGGAGAAGGAACUACAGAAUCAUCGCCUGACGAAUUUCAUUUGGCCUCUCUCGAAAAACUAACUGUAAAGGUUGGAUCCUCAAAACUCUUCAAAAUGUUGAAAUUUAAUCCUGCUAAACUCAAAUCAUGCACAAUAGUGAAUUGGCUCGCAAAACAUACAGUAGAUGCAUCUGAAAUGUCAACCAAAUCCGAAGAGGAAAGACUAGAAAUUACAGAAUUUCAUUCCAUGUUGGAUCGACUCUGCAAUGUUUCAUGCUUGCGACUUGAAUAUGUGCCUUUCAUAUUCUUCAAAUCUUAUUCAUUUGAAAAGUUCACAAAUCUCAAAUCACUCAAAGUAUUAGAAAUUGAAGGAGAAGUCAUUGAACGAUUAGCUCCAAAAUUGACAUCUCUCAAAGUUCAACGAAUUUCCAACUUUACACCACAAUUAAUUGAAAAUUGUACCAAGUUAAAACAUUUAGUGCUUGGUUCACGAUUUUUAGUAGACGUUGACAUUCAAAAACUUAAAACGUUGAAAAAGUUGCACAUUCUCAGUUCCCAAAAACACAAGCUCUCGAAAUUUAAAAUUGAGUCUCCAACCAUCGAAGUAUUUCUUUGUUAUGCUGAUAUUCGAUCACUUGAAGUCACUUGCCCAAAUUUAUAUCGAAUUCAUUGUGCCAAUUCAUCACCUAUUGAAGAGUUAACGAUCAAGACCAACAAGCUUCAACAUUUCACGGUAGAGGAUACCACCAUCAACUCCUUGUCCAUACUCUCGUAUCCCAUCCCCAACCAAACAGCUGAGCAGGUUUCUCCACUGAUUCGAGCUGCAUUUUUAGAUUAUGUUCAAGUAUGCAAGCAACUUGAGUGCCCCUAUUUGAGAUGCAUCAGCAUUUCAAACAUGGAAGUGCUCAAAAAUAUGAUUACACUUUCACAAACUCCAUUACUCGUGAAUAUUGUCGUUACUGAAACAAUUCUUGACACAUCAUUGUUGAUUCAAGCACUGAAAACGUUUCCCAUUGAAACAAUUUCCAUUUCCAAUUGUUCAACCACAGAAUGCACAGAUAACUCUUUGAUGGAUUUGGACAGAGUGCAAUUGAAAGAAAUUCAUGUCAAGGAAUGUGAUUUUGGUGUGUCCAAAUUUAUUGUGGAAGCAUUUUCUAAAUUCGAAAAUAUUGAUACACUUGCAAUUCAAGAUUGUUAUUUGGAUCCUGAGUUUGUGAGAUCAAUUUGUCAGCCUACAGAAAAUGAGUGGAAAAAUUUACAAAGUCUCGAAGUGGACAUUUGUGCAAAUUUAUCUGGUGAUGAAUUGUGCACGUUAUAUUCAAAUAUUGAACAUUAUGAACAUUUGAAAAAUUUAUCACUCUUGAUUUAUCCAGAUCGUGAAACGGAAAGUCUACACCAUGCUAGAUUUCCACAAACUUUGGAAAUGUUCAACGGUACAUUUAACACUCUUGAAAUUGUUCCAUCCAAGUCGGUCUCUUCGCCCAACGCUUGCCAUUUGAAAACUCUCAUUAUUCAACCAUGCCCUAGUUCCAAGUUUUUUAAUGUGAAUAGUUUAUUUCAAGCAUUGAAUGAUUUGUUUGUUGUUGGUGGUGACAAGGACGAUGAAAAUUCUUCAGAGCAUAGUCCACUCUUUGAGUCACAGCUGGAGAAUAUUUUCACAGAUGAUGUUCAUGAGUUGGAUGUUGAGGCACCUCGAAUGAGUUUGCUGACUCGUGUCAUGAAGAACCUUCCUUCUUUGAGAUAUGUCUCAAAAUCCUUCUUUAUUGAUGAACCUGUUGAUUUGGUGUCAUCAAGACCUGACAUUAAAUUCCAAGAAGAUUAA
Molecule: messenger RNA, 3027 nt
Organism: Naegleria lovaniensis
Lineage: Eukaryota; Heterolobosea; Eutetramitea; Acrasida; Naegleriidae
Exons: 3
Coding region: 1-3027 (1008 amino acids)
Molecular function (GO): protein binding
Source: RefSeq, a predicted model, not a curated record